CUCCUCGCAGGGCCCGGACGGACGGAGCCGACUGCGGAGCCGCCUCCCCCGCCCCAUGCGGCCCUCUGCGCGGUGGGCGCCCCCCCCGCCCCCCCGAGGGCCCCCCGGUCUGGGGGCGGGAGGGCCGGCGGCGCUCUGCGGCAUCGGCGGGAGGCGGGGGCAGCCGCGGCCAGCCUGCUCGCGAGGAGACCAGGGAGGGGGGUGGUCCAGGCUGGGGUUUAGCCGGAGCGCACCCCCCCCCCCACACACACACACACCGGCAAAGGGCUCCGCUGCGCCUCCUCGCGGGACUCACCGGCGCCCCCCCCUUCUCGAGCCCGGCUGCCCCCCCCGGCCGCUCAGGACGGCGUCCCUCAGGCUGCCCCCCUCCCGUUCCCCCCUCCCAGCAGGGGGCUGAGUGCCCGGCCCAGCACGCUUCCCUGCGCGGUGGAGGAUUUGAACCCGGGUCUUCCGGACCCUCGCCACCCGGGACCGCGGGGGGUGGCGUGGAGAGUGGAGGCGCCGAUUGGCCCGUGAGGUUUUCCGGCCAAGGUCGAGCGCCUGGGAGUGCCAAUAAUCCGUUGCCCUGGGGGGGUGGGAGGAGAAUUUGUGAGUGCUUCCGGGGGGGGGCUGCUCUGCUUGGGGGGCAUCUUGUGGGGCUCGUGAUUCCUUCUGCCCUACUUCAGCUUACUCUGCAGCUCCUGGGGCCUGCCUGAGUGCCCGUGCCGGACGGCUGCUCGCCUGGCGGAUGCAUGCCCUGCCGUCAUGGAGAACCGUGAUGGAGGCUGCCCUGCGGGCUCACACGUGCCUUUGGCUCGCCCUGGCUUGGGUCCCUUUGCUGGUGCCAAACGGACUUGUGUAUGGAGGGGCAGAGCCCUGCAGGGCAGCCGGUCGCCCUGGGGAGCUCACCUGGGCAGUGCACUUGGCCGUUCCUGAGGGGUCCUCUGAGCAGGAGCUGGACCGGCAGGCCGAGGCGCUGGCUGAGGCAGCCGGCCUGGCAAAUGUUGGCCGCAUCGGAGAACUCAGGGGUCACUACCUCUUCAGCUACCGGCCGAGAGGCCCUGUGGAGCCGGGCCUGGAGGACGUCCAGCAGCUGGCGGAAGCUGUGUUUGCGCACCACGACAGCGUGAGGUGGCACGCCGAGCAGCGGCUCCUCAAGAGGUGCAAGCGCAGCCUCCAUUUCAACGACCCCAAGUUCCCCCAGCAGUGGCACCUGAGCAAUCGCAAGAGUCCCGGGAUGGACAUCAACGUGACCGGCGUGUGGGAGAGAAACGUGACUGGCCAAGGGGUGACGGUGGUGGUCGUGGACGAUGGUGUGGAGCACACAAUUAAGGACAUCCAGCCCAACUACAGCCCCGAAGGCAGUUAUGACUUGAAUUCCAAUGACCCCGAUCCCAUGCCCCACCCCGAUGAAGAAAACGGGAACCACCACGGGACCCGCUGUGCGGGAGAAAUCGCCGCUGUCUCCAACAACAGCUUCUGUGCUGUGGGAGUGGCCUACGGGAGCCGCAUUGCAGGGAUCCGGGUGUUGGAUGGGCCGCUCACAGACAGCAUGGAGGCCAUCGCUUUCAACAAGCACUAUCAGAUCAAUGACAUCUACAGCUGCAGCUGGGGUCCAGAUGAUGAUGGCAAAACUGUGGAUGGGCCCCACCAGCUUGGAAAGGCCGCUCUGCAGCACGGAGUGAUCGCUGGCCGGCGGGGAUUCGGCAGCAUUUUUGUGGUGGCCAGCGGCAACGGGGGACAGCACAACGACAACUGCAACUACGACGGCUACGCCAACUCCAUCUACACAGUCACCAUUGGUGCAGUAGAUGAGAUGGGGUACAUGCCCUUCUACGCGGAGGAGUGCGCCUCAAUGCUGGCUGUGACCUUCAGCGGGGGCGACAAGUUGAUGCGGAGCAUUGCAACGACAGACUGGGACUUGCAGCGGGGCACAACAGGGUGCACCGAGGGCCACACGGGCACCUCCGCUGCAGCCCCUCUGGCGGCUGGCAUGAUUGCCCUCAUGCUACAGGUGCGCCCCUGUCUCACCUGGCGGGAUGUCCAGCACAUCAUUGUCUUCACAGCCACCAAGUAUGAAGAUCACCGUGCCCAGUGGGACACCAACCAGGCUGGCCUGAGCCACAGCCACCAGCACGGGUUUGGUCUGCUCAACGCCUGGCGGAUGGUCAACGCUGCCAAGAUCUGGGAAUCGGUCCCUUACUUGGCUUCCUAUGUCAGCCCCGUCUUGAAGGAGAACUGGAUCAUCCCUCUGGAGCCCCAGCAGCUGGAAGUCACCUGGAAUGUCACGGAAGCUGACCUAGAACUGUCAGGGAUGCGGACCCUGGAGCACGUGGCCGUGACCGUCAGCAUCACCCACCCUCGCCGGGGCAGCCUGGAGAUCCGCCUCCUCUGCCCCAGCGGCAUGGAGUCCUUGAUUGGCACCGCGCGGACAAUGGACUCAGACCCCAAUGGCUUUGUGGACUGGACCUUCUCCACCGUGCGCUGUUGGGGGGAGGAGGCCCAGGGCACUUACCGGCUGGUGAUCCACGAUGUGGGGGACAAGACCUUGCGAGCAGGAGUGUUGCGCCAUUGGCAGCUGGCGCUCUACGGGUCCUCCUGGUCUCGGGCUGAGAUCAAGGAGCGGCAGAGACUACUAGAGGAGGCCAUGAGUGGCCGGUUCCUGGACGCCGACUUCUCCGUGCCCUGCCCGCCUGGCUUGAAGGUCCCGGAGCAGGAACUGUACACCAUACCUGUCAACACGCUCAAGACUUUGAUGCUGUUGGGCUGCUUUGCCGUCUUCUGGACCAUCUACUACACCCUGGAGGUCUUCCUGACCCGCAACAAGGUGGCCUUUGACCUCACAGCCUGCAGCAGUGGCCGUGGUUGCCCGUGGCCCGCCAAAGGCAGAGCACCCUCAAGCCUGGAGGACGCGACCGAGAUGGAGGAGACCAUCCCUUUGUACGCAGGGGAGGAGGUGGGGGUGGAGACAGAGACGGAGCAGCUCCAGGAGGGGCCAGCCCGGGCCUGCCAAAGCCCCGGGCAGGGCGAGGCUUGCUGAACGCCCUGGCGCAGGAUCAGGCUACCUCACCCGUGGCUGACGGAUAGCAGGCGGAGCCCCCCCGGCUCGCUUGCCAAAUCGGCACCUGCCUGCCCUCCUGCUGCAACCCAGAUGCCCGGCUGCUUCUCCAGAGGAGCCCUUUGCACUGGCAACUUGCCCAGCGGCCACCUGAGGCACGGCGACUUGUCAGGCAGCACCCGGCAUGCUGAUGGCACGGGUGGGGGUCUCCGUCACUUUGGGGAGGAAGAGAGGGGCUCCCUGUAGCCCAGACCAGGACAGACAGCCUUUGAGCGCCCACCCCAGUGCACCGGUCCACACACAUGCGGGUCAAGGGGAAAGCAGCCCCUGCCCAACUGGUGGUCGCCAACUCUCCCUCUGCCUUACGCUGCUGCGGGCCACAGAGCAGCAAGACCGUGGCUGACCUGAGCCAGUUCGGCCAAAGACCGCCAGAGUUUCCUGCAGGGAAACCCUGCUUCCUUCUGCCUUUUCUCUUUGAGCUUCCCUGCUUGCCUCUCGCCAUGACUUGCUUGCCACGCUGCCCAUGGAGGGCAAAGAGGAGCCGUUCCUUUCCUCCCGUGGUCAGUGGUAGGCCGGCCCAGCCAAAGCACACCGCAGCCUUGCCUCCACUGCCUUCCUGUGCGGACUGCGGGAGGCCUUGCGCAGGGGACAGUCUGUGUCCGCGAGGGGCCCUUCUCUCCGUGUGACUCGGUGUUUGGCCGAGGGGCUGCAUGAGCUGCUCAGCCUGCUCGGAGCUGCAUCUGGUGAGCAGACGGGGGGAGGGGAGGGGGUCAUGUUUUGUGUGGGCCAAAGAGCUGGCCCCCCCUUGACUGACUUGAAGCCCUUCCUCCAGCUUGCAGGUGGAGGGUGUUUUUAGUUCAACGGGGUUUUGUUUUUUACAGAUUCGUUUCUCUUUGCAGCUUUCCAGAAUAAACUGAUUUUAAAAACA
This is a messenger RNA of Sphaerodactylus townsendi, 3965 nucleotides long. RefSeq names its product proprotein convertase subtilisin/kexin type 7 (gene PCSK7). Gene Ontology annotation, biological process: protein processing. The record is from RefSeq and is a predicted model, not a curated record. Gene Ontology annotation, cellular component: Golgi membrane; trans-Golgi network. Bases 728 to 3019 code for a protein of 763 amino acids. Gene Ontology annotation, molecular function: serine-type endopeptidase activity. The transcript is spliced from 16 exons. NCBI's taxonomy places the organism in Eukaryota, Metazoa, Chordata, Lepidosauria, Squamata, Sphaerodactylidae.